Lycium barbarum (goji berry) is the source of this 615-nucleotide messenger RNA. Its product is annotated as chemocyanin-like. Lineage: Eukaryota; Viridiplantae; Streptophyta; Magnoliopsida; Solanales; Solanaceae. The record is from RefSeq and is a predicted model, not a curated record. Bases 75 to 443 code for a protein of 122 amino acids. Gene Ontology annotation, molecular function: electron transfer activity. Gene Ontology annotation, cellular component: plasma membrane. The transcript has 2 exons.
ACACAAUUGGAACAACAACACUAAGAUCCUUCAUUCUAAUCACUUUUGCAUAUCUAGUUAAUAUCCAUUUCAAAAUGUCUCGAGGAAACAAAGUCGCCAUUGUUGCUCUAGCUAUGAUUCUGUGCAUCUUAUUCCAAACCAGCAUUUCAAAUGCAGACACAUUUCCUGCUGGUGGCGCUAACGGUUGGGGUUUCAACAUGAAUGGCUGGCCUAGUGGGAAGACUUUCAAGACUGGUGAUGUUAUUGAGUUUAAAUACACACCCGGCGUGCACAAUGUGGUGAAAGUGAGCAAGGCAGGAUAUGACUCUUGUGAUGGUAGUGGAGGACAAGUUUUUAAUUCAGGAGACGACAAAGUAACACUUGCACAAGGGCCAUCGUAUUUCAUUUGUACCAUAGGACCACAUUGCUCUAAUGGUGUCAAGGCUGCUGUCACGGCCAAUUAACAUUGCUCUAAUGGUGUCAAGGCUGCUGUCACGGCCAAUUAACAUUGCUCUAAUGGUGUCAAGGCUGCUGUCACGGCCAAUUAAUUUACACCAAAUCUAGUAGUCUUAUUUCAUUUUGAUUGUUGUACUUUGGAGAGUAUCAAUAAUAUAAAAUGUUUUAUUUCGUGGUCCA